Messenger RNA from Vespa velutina, 1436 nucleotides. Its product is annotated as centromere protein L-like. Bases 330 to 1325 code for a protein of 331 amino acids. The transcript is spliced from 6 exons. The record is from RefSeq and is a predicted model, not a curated record. Lineage: Eukaryota; Metazoa; Arthropoda; Insecta; Hymenoptera; Vespidae.
AAAACUCGCUAGUUGAAGGUUGAAGCAGUAAGAAAUUUAUCAAUGUCAUUUAUUUUAUCAGUAUUAUUUUUAUUAAUUGGCGCAAAAAGUUUUUCUGUAAAAUGAAUUCACAUUAUACAGGGUGUUCGAUAUUACUAACCAACGUUCUUCUUAUGGCGCCCGCAGCGAUUUAUAUCAUUUUGUAACGAACUCGUACAUCUCAUGAAGAUCCUAGAUAUAUGUUUUGUAAGUAGCGGGAGAACGGUUUGCAAAAAUUUAAGAAUGAAGUUUUAUGAAUUUUAUGUAGUGUAUUUUAUAUAUGAAUGUAUUAUUGUAUUAAUUAUUGAAUAAUGGAAAGUUCGAGUACUUUACCCGGUGCCAGUCGAGUAACAUUGCAAACACCGUAUAGGACACCUAGAUUAAAAUUUAGUUUAGAACAACAGUUGCUAACCUCAAAUGAAGAAAGUGACACGAAAACAUUAAAAGAAAUAAUAUCUUUAACUUGGAAUAUUUAUGGAGUAUCAGCAUUAUUUGGAUUUCAAUAUAAUGAUAAAACUAUUCUUAAGUUAUAUGGAAAACGAUUGAGGGAAGAAAUAGCAACUAAUUUGUCACAAGAGAAUGUUGCAUAUGAUGCACAUUUGUCUAUUAUAGAAAAUACAAUAUCAGAUACUAUGCGUCUACCUCUGCUGAAGGUUGAAGUUUAUGCAAAAAAACUUGAUCAAGAGAAUAAUGUAGAAAAGUGUAUUUAUAUAGGAUUUUUUCUAUCAUUGAAAACAAAUAAUGAUUUAAAAGCAGGCAAUUCUGUCAAAUUGCCUUUGUUAUUGUGCCGUGGUACUCGUACCUGUAUGAAUGUUGUACAUUCCACAUUUAAUCGUAUGUUUGACUGUCUUAUUAUUGCAUUACCUAUCGAACAAGACGAUUUGAUGUGGCUACUUCCAAUUAUAAUUUUACCUACUAGCGAAGAAAAAUAUCCCAACGAUACUGAGGAAGUUCGAUUGGAAUAUCUAGUCCCUGGAUUAUCUACUACGAACACAAUUACUGCUAAAUUUAGUACCUUAGAUCUGAUCAAAAUUUUAAAUGCAAUAAUGGAAAGUCAAAAUAAUGAAACGCAGAUAGUGAUGAACCUGACUAUUGAACACAUACAAAGGUUUCGCGAGUGUCUACAGGUUCAAAUGAAAAAAAUUGCUGGAUUAGAAUUAGGACUAUGCACUUUACACAGAAUCAGUUUACCUAGAGGAACUUUAAUGGACAACAAGAUGAAGAUAAUGGAUCCAGAAAUUAUGAAGCGUGUUUUAUUAUACAUGACAGAAAAAUCUUUAGACAUGUUACAUGCAUUAUUUUUAUAAUUAGCCAUAAUAUAUUUAAAAUAUUUUUAUUUCUUUUUAUUAGUUUAAUUAUAUAUUUAUUACAUAGAUAAUAAAUUUGUUAUGGAUGAAAUAUAAUUUAGUUAUAUUAAA